Arctia plantaginis is the source of this 2562-nucleotide messenger RNA. The record is from the annotation of a GenBank genome assembly. NCBI's taxonomy places the organism in Eukaryota, Metazoa, Arthropoda, Insecta, Lepidoptera, Erebidae.
AUGUUUACUUUACCGGGACAGCGGGUCUUACAUAAGUGCCUUAAGAUUUUAAGGUUAACUGUUGUGGAUUUUAGCAGUUAUCCCGACAUAAAGAAGUUGAAUCCGGUUAGGACCGUCGAAAAGAUAAUUGAAAACAACACGAGCAUCUUCGUCGAGAGCCCGAUCCAUGUAAAAAUGUUACCGAUCGACGUGAACGACACCAAGGCUCACAACAAGCUGACAAUGACAUUAUACAGUCAAGGUACGAAAACUAUAGAUUUCCAAGUAAAGCAGACGUCUAAAUGCUUGGAACUACUGAAUAAGAACACCGCUUCAGAUAGGAACGAUAUCUGCGUGAUACAGGUGCCGUAUCAACUGAAAGUGGAGGUGACAACAACUGACAGUGCCUCAGUGAGCUUGUCUCAACUGGAAGGCCAGGAGUUUAUUGUAAAAACACAAAAAGGAGCUAUCCACGUCAAUAACUUGAAAGCAGAUAAUAUCUCACUGGAAAGCACAGAGGGAGACCUCAAAUGUGAUGGUCGCUUGCAAGCAAGACACAUAGAAUUAAAGACUGGCUCUCAAAGUGGUAUACAGUGCCACAAUAUAAUGGCGAAUAUAUUCAAUGUAACAACACACGCUGGGCCCAUUGUUGUUAAGUCUUGCUACAGUGACAAAUCACACUUUACCACUUUGAUGGGUAAUAUACACCUUGAUCAUCUUCAUAGAUCUGUCUUGAUUGAUGUUAUCCAGCAGGGUAAUCUUCACAUUAUGGGCUUUUCUGGUAACCUACAGGCUUCUUUGAAAAGUGGAGAUGUUUUCAUGCAUGCUUCACAGCUCACAGAGAAAACCAGUAUCUUUAUACAUGAAAAAGGAAAGGUGGAGUUAAUAAUGCCUGACUUAGUGAAUAACUUGCCAGCUACAAAUUUGAUAGCUGAUAAAAUAACUGUUGAUAAUAAAAUACUAAAGCUAGGAAGGUUUAUGGAUGAUGCACAUCCCAAGAGGUUCAGAUUUGAGCGGGAACCGAACCAUGAAUUACACAUAGUUUCGAGCGAACGCGCGCGCGCCAGUCCUGCUUACGCCGCCGACCGCGCCGCCAACAUGCCGGCCUGCGCGCCUGAGUACAGCCGCCUUGCGCGAUCCAAUACCGAGCUUGUGUUCUCGCCCCAAGUUAAGCGAUGCUCGCAUCAGCCGCCGCCCUUCACUGCACUCCGUCGCUCGUUCUCCUCAACGUUUUCGCUGAUACCUGAGGAGCGAGCCGUCUCACCGGAACGUCCACCGCCGCUGCCCCGUUUUAUAAGGAUAAUCACAUGGUUUCCCCGGCUUAUGCUUCGGCCGCUAUUCGCUAUGCUAAAUGUCAUCGCCCAUCCUGCCUGGAAACAAAUUCUCGUCGUUCUCCCGACGUUGUGGAUUGCCGCUUCGUUAUUCAUUUUCUGGAAGUGUGUACAGUACCCUAUUGGAGUUCUUAAGAUGAUGGGCCGCGUGAUCAGCUCCAAAAAUCAGAAUAAACCACGCACCGUGCUUAUUAGUGGAGGCAGUUCAGUGCAAGCAUUACAUUUAGCAAGAAAUUUCCAUUCCGCAGGAGCAAGAGUAGUUGCAUUUGAAAUAGAAGGACAAUUCGCACUUUUGAAGUACUCUGCGGCGGUGCACAGAUUUUACACAGUGCCGCGACCUAAUCCGGCCGAUCCUUUGGCUUAUGCGCGAGCCUUGAGAGAAAUAGUGGACAGGGAGUCUGUAGUAUUUUAUGUCCCGGUGAGUUCUACGACACCGGCGUACUAUGACGCUCUAGCGAAACCCCAUUUGGAAGUGGUUGGAUGUCAGUGCUUCGUGCCGUCCGCUCGUGACGUGGUUACACUCGACGACCCUCUGGAAUUGAUUCGAGUAUGCCGGGCUGCCGGUUUAUCAACGCCUCAGUUUUGGGUUGUUGCUAACGAUGACGAUGUUCGUGCGUGGUACGAUAGUGGAGCUUCUAAAGAAGGCCGACACUUCAUUGCUAGUGCAGGGGCACGUGGAGCAAGGGAUCGUUUGCGUUUUGUUAUGCCUGAAGACCGAAACCAAUUUAGAUUCCCUAGAGAAAUUAGUGCGGAAAAACCGUGGGUGAUUGUUAGAGAACCAAAAGGAGAAAGAAUUGUGACAUGUACUACAUUGAAGGAGUCCCGGGCGGUCAACAAUGUUACGUGUCGCGUAGAUUCUACAAGGAAAGGACUGGUGCCUCAGAGGGACGACGAAGCAGAUGCGUGGGUGCAAAGAUUUGUAUCUUUCUUGGCACCAGCAAGGCCUAUGACGGGUCACGUAUCAUUCAGGCUCGUUCGUGAAGAACAACCUACGAAUGGCCAGAAUAACAAGCUAGUGGCUAUUGGAGCUCGAGUAGGCGUGUCUCUACCAUACUUGUGUCAAGGAUCAACUCGAUGUGGUCAUACAGCAACAGUCGGAAAGUUGCUGGAUACUGUUCUAGACACUCGCGAGGCCCUCUUCACAUUUUGGGAUCCAUUGCCUUAUUGCGCGUAUUAUCAAUCUCGGAUGCCAGACGAGAGGAGGCCACCGCCUCCGGAGCCAUGCAAGACACCACCGAACGUUCCUCUUUGA